Molecule: messenger RNA, 399 nt
Organism: Taeniopygia guttata (zebra finch)
Lineage: Eukaryota; Metazoa; Chordata; Aves; Passeriformes; Estrildidae
Product: histone H3-like centromeric protein A
Cellular component (GO): nucleosome
Molecular function (GO): protein heterodimerization activity; structural constituent of chromatin; DNA binding
Source: RefSeq, a predicted model, not a curated record
AUGCCCUGCCCCAAACCCACCCCCCGGCAGCGUGGCGCUCCCCCAGCCCCCCCAUCGCCCUGGCCGUGGGCACGCAGGCGCCGCCCAGGUCAGCGGGCAUUGCAGGAGAUCCGCAGGUAUCAGAGCAGCGCCCGCCUGCUGCUGCGCCCCGGCCCCUUCGCCCACCUGGUGCAGGAGAUCUGCCUACUCUUCACCCGUGGGGUGAAUUACCACUGGCAGCGCAUGGCCCUGCUGGCGCUGCAGGAGGCGGCAGAGGCCUUCAUCGUGCGGUUGCUGGAAGACACGUACCUGUGCUCGCUGCACGCCCGCCAAGUCACCCUGUUCCUCAAGGAUCUGCAGCUGGUCCGGUGCCUGAGAGGAGCCGAGGGGGGGGGGGCAUCUGAAUGGCGACCCCCCUGA